AUGUCUCUUACUAGACCUAACCACCUGACCUACGAACAGCAUUUCGAGCGUGAAUGCGACUUCUUCCAGGAAGCUUUAGCAAGGGAGGCUUACUCGCUCCAUCUUUUGGAAGAUCGCCGCACAGAAACCAUUCAAGUUAUCUAUGAUCUGAUUGUUCAGCUGGAGAUCAUUUGCCAGCUCGCCGAGACUAUGGCUAGAAAGUCCCCGAUGUGUCCAACUGUCCUAAUUAGCACGCCGGGCUAUUUCCUUGGUGAAUUCCAAGAAUUUUGCCGUACGAGGGUUCUGCCUGGUUUGGUCAGGUCUUUGAGAUGCCUUAGAGAGUCAAACAUUAUCUAUCGCGAUAUUAACUACACAGUUGCUGGUCAAUUGGAGGCGGCUCACGAGGACCUGGCUUUCGUCUUGGAUUGUCGUGAGUAG
Molecule: messenger RNA, 417 nt
Organism: Penicillium egyptiacum
Lineage: Eukaryota; Fungi; Ascomycota; Eurotiomycetes; Eurotiales; Aspergillaceae
Source: the annotation of a GenBank genome assembly